AUGCUUUCUCACAGCAUGAUGGACGGCAACCAGCUGGUGGGGCAGCUGCCCUCUCUGAAGCGCAUGGCAGCGCUCAAGACUGUGGCUGCACGUAGCAACUAUAUCACAGCAGUAGCAGAAGCACCUCCCGCAUGCCCCUCAUACCAGCUGCUGCUGGACUCAAACUGCUUUGCUGAAAGCCUCACCAUUUGCGACGAACAGCAAGUCCAGAGGGAAGCUGGUUGGUGCAAAUGGUUCUGUGGGAACGAGCCCUUGAGCCCACCUUGUAGCGGCCAUGGAGUCUGCGUCUACCUGCCUGAGUUUGCAUCUGCUCCCACCUGCUCUUGCAAAUACGGUUACACCAGUGUAAUUCCUGCCACCUGCUCCCCGCAAGGGUCAUACGUACCCUCCCUUCUCACCUCUUACGAAGACCCGAUGACUCUCUUCCAGCUGGCUACUUCUACCCCCAACGGCUCCAUCUUCCUCACCUCAAUGCCAUCCACUGCAUCCUGGGGAGCGGCCUUCACACCGCAACCCAUCACCCUCUUCCUCUCCACCAACAAAAAGCAGCCCUGCGAGCAGCCCAUUGGCUUCUCCGUCUCGUUCACGUUUCGCAUGACCCCUGCUACCUCUGGUAGCAUUAUUGCAGGCGAGGGCCUGGCGUUUGUAGUCACUGCAGCGGCACCCCAGGGGGCUGCAGCAGGGGUGGGGUUGGGAGGGGUGGGGCAGCGGGGUGUGGCAGUGGAGUUUGACUCGGUGCUGAGUGUGAAGCACAGCGACCCCAACGACAACCACGUGGGCGUCAAUGUGGGCGGUUCACCUGUGUCCCUCGCCUCUGCCACGGCCCCUCUCAUCCUCAACGACGGCCACACCAAGCACGCCUGGAUCCACUACGACCCCACCAGUGGCGGCACCCUCCGAGUCUUCCUCUCAGCCUCCAGGCAGCAGCCAUCGAAAGCUGUGGUGACGGCAAGAGUGUCUCUGUGCAGCGCGCUCAAGCCUACUGUAGGCAAUGCAUCCUUCCUCUUCGGCUUUGUGGCGGCUGCUUUGAACAAAUCCCAGAGGCACGACAUCCUGUCAUGGAAGAUUACCACUGGCAUACCUCCGUUUGUGGACUGGCAGAACGAGGCCCCUGCCGACUCCGCAGCGUAUGCAGUGGUGGGGGCAGUGGAGGCAGCCUACAGCAUUGCGAGCAAUUUGUCGCAGCCCCUCCGACUGUCGGUGGAGCAGCUGCGGGUGGCCCUGUCGACCAACUGCGACGACAUGCCUCCGCGGGAUGUGCUGGCCUUCCUGGUGGCUGCCACACGCAAGGGAGGGGGGCUCGUGGAUGACGCAGCAGCAGCGGCCGCCAGUCCCCACAGCAUGGCGUCCGCCGGCCGGCGGGAGAGACUGGCCGCGAAGAUCAAGUACUACGGCAUCCAGGGCUAUGAGGAGACCUCUUUCGAUGGAUGGCUGGGUCUGCUGCUGGCAGUGCAGCGGCAGCCAGUGGUUGUGCGAAUAGAGGCUUCCGCACAAUCGUUUUUUGAGUAUGACGGGACAUACAAGUAUGCGGAUUCUGGCUGCUUUCGGGAGGAAGUGAACCACGCGGUGCUGCUGGUGGGCUAUGCUGUGGAGGGCAGCACGUCCAGCCCUUUCAGCUUGCCUGGGCCCCUCUGGGUGAUCCGCAACUCAUGGGGCACCGGGUGGGGGUAUGCAGGACACAUGUUCAUGGACAUGCAGAGCGGAUCAGGCAUCUGUGGCAUCAACACACUGCCAGGCAUCUUCCCCAUCCUCCGAUCGACUGCUGACCCGUGUGGGAGCAAGUCUGUGAAGCUGGCGGGCUCAUGGGCAGUGCCCGUGACCAAUGCGUUCAACCCGUGUGGGCAGUUCAAGUGCUCCAAGGCCGGAGCAUCCAACCGCUGUGCCUGUGCUGCUCCCCACUUCGUCCAGGCCUCCCACCCCGACGGCUCCAACACCUGCGCCUAUGGCAGCAACCCGUGUGUGGUGGGCACGUGUGUGAACGAUGGCAAGGGCAACUACUCCUGUGUGUGUCCCCCGGGGUUCGUUCAAGGCACCACCGCCAAGGGAGCUCUCUCCUGUGCUCCGGGCGACAACAAGGGCAGCUACACGGUGCUUGGAAGCAAUGUGUGGUGCUCUCAAGUGCUGCCUGUGUUUGGACUCACUCUCGACCAACUCACGCAGCAGAACAAGGCAUGUGUGGAUGCGGUGGUUAAACUCAACCCUGGGCUCAACUGCUCAGAGCUCAUGUGCGGCCAGACCGUGUGUGUAGAGCGCGAUGAGAGCAGGGCAAGGGAGGUGGCAGUGUGUGAUAAGGAGUACCUUGUCCAGGUGUGUGGCGGCUGUGAUGCUGUGAUGGCCGCGGUGGAUCCACCUUUGAGCCCACUGGAGUUCUACCGCCUCAACCCAGGCAUCAACUGCAAGUGCUUGUCAACCAACUUACAAUAUACCUAUUCGCGGCGCAAGGUGAGGACCUGUUAUUAG
Messenger RNA from Closterium sp. NIES-65, 2460 nucleotides. NCBI's taxonomy places the organism in Eukaryota, Viridiplantae, Streptophyta, Zygnematophyceae, Desmidiales, Closteriaceae. The record is from the annotation of a GenBank genome assembly.